AUGGCCGUAUGUUGGACACUACUACUGGCUCUAACUCUAAGCACAAGUCUCAUUCCUGGAGCGCACCCUCUCUCAGAUGCGGCAGUUUUGAUUGCGUUUAAGUACAGCUUAACUGAUCCGCUAAACGUGCUCAUGACUUGGGAUGACAGCCAACCCAACCCAUGCAAUUGGGAUCACAUCACCUGCAAUGACGAGAAUAGGGUAAUUAGAAUGACGUUAAGUCCCAGUCAACUUUCUGGAAAUCUGAUACCUGAACUUGGAUCGCUUUCAGCUCUCGAGCAGAUGAUUCUUGAUUAUAAUGAAUUCUCAGGCACAAUUCCAUUUGAGCUUGGUAACUUGAGGGAACUCACGACUCUCAAUAUAAGAGGGAAUGCAUUAUCAGGAAACAUUCCUCCAUCAUUGGGUAACUUGCAAAAGCUUACGACCCUCGGUCUCGAUUUCAACCAAUUAACUGGGAAAAUUCCUUCAGAAAUUGGAACCCUUAAGAAUCUCCGAAUUGCAGCUUUUAACGACAACAGAGAUCUAUGUUAUGAUUUUCGGCCCACACCAGUAUUUAGAGGCGAUUACCCUCAAUGCCAGUAUAUGUAA
This is a messenger RNA of Argentina anserina (silverweed cinquefoil), 588 nucleotides long. RefSeq names its product leucine-rich repeat protein 1-like. NCBI's taxonomy places the organism in Eukaryota, Viridiplantae, Streptophyta, Magnoliopsida, Rosales, Rosaceae. Bases 1 to 588 code for a protein of 195 amino acids. The transcript has a single exon. The record is from RefSeq and is a predicted model, not a curated record. Gene Ontology annotation, molecular function: protein binding.